Messenger RNA from Seminavis robusta, 575 nucleotides. The record is from the annotation of a GenBank genome assembly. Lineage: Eukaryota; Bacillariophyta; Bacillariophyceae; Naviculales; Naviculaceae.
GGUGAAGAAGCAAAGCAAGAUGAUUCUGACGAUGAUUCCGACGAUGAUUCGAGCGAUGAUGGCAUUCCCGAAGGAAUCAGAGAAGCCGUCAGGGAACAAACUCAGCGAAUUGAUGAUACCAUGGAGGAGAUUCGGGCAUCAGGACGACCAAAGCGUAAGACUAGGGUUCCUGACAGACUGAACCUCCAGCAGCAGCACGUGAAACCCACGAAGACUAUGUUUGGCUAUCACCUCACUAUGGCGGAUAUCAAGAAAGGAUUGUCGCCAGAAGAGAGAGACGCUAUCAUAGAAGACUGCCACAACAUCACGGAACAACAAUGUCCUCGGAAAGGAAGUGUUCGUGAGUAUGAUGAGAUUGAAGGAAUGGUUAUGGCACAGUACAUCAAUGAGUUGAACGACCGCUUUCAACAAGGGAAGUAUGGUCACAGUUACGGACAGCAAUAUUUGCUGGAUGAAGGAUUGAAAGUCUUUGGUGAACGUGGUUACAAGGCCGCUAUGAAGGAAAUUGGCCAAUUGCAUGAUCGAGUUGCAUUUGCUCCUCGUGAUCCUGCCACGAUGACUGAGGAACAGCGAAG